Molecule: messenger RNA, 1963 nt
Organism: Amphimedon queenslandica
Lineage: Eukaryota; Metazoa; Porifera; Demospongiae; Haplosclerida; Niphatidae
Product: sphingosine kinase 2-like
Exons: 5
Coding region: 284-1759 (491 amino acids)
Biological process (GO): phosphorylation; sphingosine biosynthetic process
Cellular component (GO): cytoplasm; membrane; intracellular membrane-bounded organelle
Source: RefSeq, a predicted model, not a curated record
UGUAGGUAACACAUUCAUUCAUGCAUAACACAGACUUGAUACUCACUUGUUAAUAAUUGUUAUUCAUCCUGUGAUCUAGUAUAUUAUCACUGCAUUUACUCAGAUUACAGUCUUAAUAUUUAAAAUCACUGCAUGAAUUUAUUAUUAUUAUUAUUAUUAUUAUUAUUAUUAUUAUUAUUAUUUAUUUUACUAAUAAGCUUGUUGUUUUGUAAAUAAUAGAUUUAAAAUCAGUUUUAUUAAUUUUAAUAUUUUAAUUUCACAAGGCGGAAAUAAUGCAAUAAUAAUGUACUCUUCACACAAAGAGCUUUCAACAUCACCUUCAACCAUGUCCCGGGUAAUAUAUCAAGGAAAGACUUGUAGAUUUGUCUUUGGAGAGGACGCCCUGACUAUCAGAGAAGACAAUGAAAGAGCCGAGUGUCUCCUAUCCGUCUUGUAUGAAGAUGUAAUUGGUCUAGAAGUUCCCCUUGCUCUUGAUGGCCAUGCUUGUUAUACAGAGCUUCAUAUUUAUCAGAAGAGGGAUCCCUCGGCUCUUGUCAGUGAUCGCUUAUAUCUUAGAGAAGUCCUGGAGUUUUCAGAAUUCGAAAAUUUUAACACCAACCACAGAGCAGCUAUGGAGUGGAGAGCUGCUAUCCAACUGCAGAGGAUGAGAAGGAGCAAGAAAAUAUUUAUUAACACUCCAGAGCAAAUUGAAAAACUAGAGCCACUUCGCCUUCUUGUCAUCAUAAACCCGUUCUCUGGUAAGAAGAACAGCGAGCACUUGUAUCGCGGUAUUGCUCUACCAAUGCUUGAGGUAGGGGGUGCCACCAUUGUAAAGGAACUUGUAACAGAAAGACAAGGGCAUGCCAGGGAAUUUGUGGAAGCCUUUGACUUGUCAUCUAUCACAGGAAUUAUAUUGGCUUCUGGUGAUGGUAUUAUAUACGAGGUUAUAAAUGGACUAAUGGCCAGGCCUGACUGGGAAAUAGCUAUAAAGACUCCAAUUGGACUGAUACCGACUGGAUCAGGGAACGCACUAGUGUCAUCACUGCUUUAUGAAGCCGAUGAAGAGGUACACACGUGUGCUAUAGAGAAUGCAGUCUUCCAGAUUAUCAAUGGAGGCAUAAAGCAACAUGAUAUUGCCUCGGUUUGUAACAGCUCCUCCCACUCAUAUAUAGGAGUUGUUAUUCACUGGGGAAUGACCGGAAUAGUGGACGUUGAGUCUGAGAAACUAAGGUUUUUAGGAGGCAAAUUACGUAAUUUAAUAGGAGGGCUGGUUUGCAUCGUAAUGAAGAGGUCGUACUAUGGUCAGUUAAGCUAUUUGCCUAUUGAAGAAGAUGAAACUAAGUCACCAUUAACUGAAGCUGAAGGCAGCAUACAUUCUACUAAUACUCUCAAACCAACAACAGAUGUUGGUGUUUCUGAUCCAAUACCCGAGCACUGGAAAACCAUCGAAGGGAACUUUGUCAUUUUUAUGGCUCUCACAUCAUCGCACGUAACAGAGAACGAUAUGAUGUGUGCGGAGACAAAAACCGGCUCUGGAAAGUUUAAAAUCCUUUAUACUUUUGAUGACGUUACAAGAGGCCAACUGCUAGCAAAGUUGUCCGAAAGUACCGGUGCAGUCAAGAUAGAGAAUUUUCACGAGAUUCAUACAAGAGCAUUUCGUCUUAAUCCGAUAUCUCCGUGCAUCAUAACCGUCGAUGGGGAACAGAUAGACUAUGGUCCUAUACAAGUACAGAUGCAUCCUGGAAUGAUGAGACUUUACUCGCGCGUCAGGUGUGAGUAGCAGCAAAAUACUAUAUGUAUACAUGCAUGCACAUUCACAUUUCUAAUCAUUGUAUCAUUUAUUGUAAUUAUUUUUGCUGAUCAAACUUGCAUAGUAUAAAUUAUUCAUUCUUCAUGCCACCUUGUAAACUUAAUUUGUUAUUUUUCUAUGUAUAUUAUCUGAUUUUUUGUAAUAUUCUUUCAUCACUAUUCAUUAAACUGAAAA